Messenger RNA from Aegilops tauschii subsp. strangulata, 1075 nucleotides. RefSeq lists its product as uncharacterized. The record is from RefSeq and is a predicted model, not a curated record. Gene Ontology annotation, molecular function: protein binding. NCBI's taxonomy places the organism in Eukaryota, Viridiplantae, Streptophyta, Magnoliopsida, Poales, Poaceae.
GUUUUUGCCAAGAGCACUUGCGAAUCACUUGCAUCCCAAACAAGAUUUCUUACCGAUAGUUGUUGUGUUUGUGUAGACACAGCAUACUUCAGCUGAAUCCAUGGCGAAAUGCUGGCUGCUGCUCCAAUUCUUGGCGUUCCUCUUGCCGGCGACGAGUGCUACGUCGUGCCACACUGACGACCUCCGUGCGCUGCAGGGCUUCGCCGGGAAUCUCAGUGGUGGCGGCGUGCUCUUACGCGCUGUUUGGACCGGUGUCUCGUGCUGCGGCUGGGAAGGUGUGAGCUGCGACGGCACAAGUGGACGCGUCACGGGGCUUCGGCUACCCGGGCGCGGCCUUGCAGGGCCCAUCCCUAGAGCAUCCUUGGCGGGCCUUGCGCAGCUGGAGGAGCUCAACCUUGCCAACAACAAACUGAUCGGCACCAUCCCAUCGUGGAUUGGUGAGCUUGACCACCUAUGCUACUUGGAUCUUUCCGACAAUUUAUUGGUUGGCGAGGUAUCCAAGAGUUUGAUACAGCUCAAGGGCUUCGCCACCACUGGUCGUUCAUUGGGUAUGGCUUUCACUAACAUGCCAUUGUAUGUGAAGCGUAGCAGACGAACACUCCAACAACAACAACCCAAUAUCAUAUCUGGGACCAACAACAAAGUCCGAUCUGGUAGAACCAAUGUUGUAUCCGGGAACGACAACACAGUUGUAUCUGGGAAUGACAACACCGUUGCUGGGAGCAACAAUACCAUCACAACUGGGAGCGGCAAUACCGUAACUGGUAGUAACCAUGUUGUUUCUGGGACCAAACAUAUCGUAACUGACAACAACAAUGUUGUUUCCGGGAUAGACAAUAAUGUAUCCGGGAGCUUCCACACCGUAUCCGGGACUCUCAAUACCGUAUCCGGGAGCAACAAUACCGUAUCUGGGAGCAACCAUGUUGUGUCUGGGAGCAACAAAGUUGUGACAGGAGGUUAAUGGUUUGCGAGUCAGUGUAGCUCACAAACACUUGGUGGGGCCAAUCGUGUUAUGUAACUUCAUGGAUAGACCAUCCUUUUCCUACUUUAAAUAAAAUUUCCAGACUUUAUCUUA